Messenger RNA from Schizophyllum commune H4-8, 1512 nucleotides. RefSeq lists its product as uncharacterized. Gene Ontology annotation, molecular function: zinc ion binding; DNA binding; DNA-binding transcription factor activity, RNA polymerase II-specific. Gene Ontology annotation, cellular component: nucleus. The transcript is spliced from 9 exons. The coding region runs from base 1 to 1512 and encodes 503 amino acids. The record is from RefSeq and is a predicted model, not a curated record. Gene Ontology annotation, biological process: DNA-templated transcription; regulation of DNA-templated transcription. NCBI's taxonomy places the organism in Eukaryota, Fungi, Basidiomycota, Agaricomycetes, Agaricales, Schizophyllaceae.
AUGACCUCCUCACCUCCUCCGAAAGAGACUUCGGGUGCAUCUGGGACCUCGGGUCUCCGCCGAGGAGAGGCAUGCACGAACUGCAGACAUAGGAAAAUACGCUGCGACGGCGUGAAGCCAAUCUGUGGUCCUUGCUCCCAGUCGACUACUGGACGCUGGCAGGAGUGCGACUUCGUCCCCUACAGCCGAACUGCCACCAGAGUCUUGAAGGAGCAGAUUCAGUCCCUGGAGGCGCAUAUCGAGGAGUUACAGGCCGCCAAGUCCUCGGCGGAUGCAUCAGCACGCAGUCAACAAUCGUCUUCGCAGGGGAUCUCACUCGUCCCCGUCGGAGCCAAGGAUUCCCCUCAGCCGUCUCAGCGCGUGUGGCUUACUGCGUUCUUUGAGCGCGCCCACGACUUACAUUUCUUCCUCGAUAUUCCUCGCUUCCGGCAGUCCUUCCAAACCCGCUCACCGGCUCCCCUUCCCGCCCUACUCGAUGUGAUUUACCUCUGGGGCGCACGGCUCUCAUCCGAUGCGGCCGCGAACGCAUACGAGUCAUCCCUCCUCGCGCGCUCCCGACAGAGCAUCGCCACCGCGUCUACGGCGCCAGACACGCUAUUGCAGACCAUGCAAGCACGUCUGCUCUACGGCCAGUACUGCUAUGCCAUCGACAAGAACAUCGAGGGCUGCUAUCACAUCACAGGGGCCUGGUCGCUGGCGCUUGGGACCGGCUUGCACCGUAUAACGCAGGUGAACCCUACCCGCAGCGAAGACCGCGAGCGCGUGAACGCGUUCUGGCAUACGGCUGUUCUCGCAUGCCUUUGGUCCUGCACCGACGGCGCUCCUAUGCCCGUCUCGUGUACCAGAGAUAUGGCCGUCAUGACGCCUUGGCCCGGGGCCCCGCCAGCGCCGAGCAUCGAAGGUAGAGGGACAAUAGGCGACUUCUUCGCCGGUCACGAAGAUGCAGGCGUCGGAUCUCUCGCCCUCCUGUCGAAGGCCGCGGUAAUCCUCCACCGAUGCACCUCCUUCCGCGUGGAUACUACGGGAGACGCUUUAGCCAACGAAGGCAUCGACAUGCAAGUUCAGACCCUCGACGAAGUGAUCACAGCACUAGGGCAGCGACUUCCACCUCUCCCUGAAGAUGUGGGACCACUCCGCGCGGCGCUGUUGACGCACACAACCCUCCGCGUCGCCGUUAUUCAGCUCCACACGCCCCUGUCGGACAUGAACCCGUCGUCACGCAGGCAACGUGCUGUAGCUGCUCGGGCCAUCGCGCGCAUGGCGAGCGAGGCCAAUAUUGCUAGGUUGGGGUACCUUAAUCCCCUCAUGGCGGCAUUCUGGUCGGCAGCGUGUCAUGCAUUGAUCGACGAGCUUGUGCUGCUGCGAGGAACGAACCCCGCCGAGGACGUGCGAGAGUGGCUAGGAGCGUUGGGCGCGCUGGAAGAAGCGAUGAAGAUCUUCGCCCCUAGAUGCCCGAUAUUCGAGUCAAAGUUGGCGAUAGUUAGGCAGGUUCGCGUAGCGGUGGGCAUAUGA